GCAUUAUAAUCAACUGAUAGCUGCGUAUUUGUUGAAAUUAAGUUCAUGUGAUUUGCCAGUGCCUUUAAAAUGAGGAUGAAGUCGAUUUUAUUACAAAUUACAUCGAUUGUAGCUUAUAUUGUUAUCGUGAGGUGUGAAGCGGCAUCAGAUGUUCAUGAAACCGAUUGCGUUGCUAUUCAUAAGUUUCUACGUCUAUGCGAGAAGCUACUUGUUAAUCUCCCUUUCCACACUUAUCCGGUAUUCAACCUAUGUACCAAUGAUAUAGCUAUUGAAACAUAUAACGAAGCAUUAUCGUAUUAUCGUAAUAUGACCGAAGAAAAAUUUUGUCAAAAGUAUCUUAGGCAUAAUCGCAUGAACGUCUACGAGACCAUAUACAACCAGCUGACGAAUCUGUGGACUUCGGCGAAUUGUGAGGCAUGUGUAAAUGCACCGAACCAGACGGCCCAAUUUAUGGCAUUAUCAGCUCAACUGGAGGUUUGUUUCAAAAACUCUCCCAAGCCCUGUGAGAGCUGCAACAACGAUUAUCAGCAAGUGCAGCAAUUCUACGAACAACUGGAAAAGGCACAGCAUGGUCCUGACCGGCUAUGCUUCGACAUUGCGGAUCGGAUGAACCAAUCUCGGCAAGCCUGGUCUGGGCAGUGCUGUAAGGAUAAACAACGAUCGAUGGUGGUUUUUGCAUCGAUAGCAUCGGUCGCAUGCGUCCUGCCUGUACUUUUCUAUGGUAUAAUGCACAUCAUGACGAUACGUCGGGAAGCACGGGGACUCAACUUGCUCAGUGCGUCGAGUGGUGAAGAGGCGACUGGCUCUACCCAAUCCCGCGACACUAACGGACUUCUUAUUAGUCAGCCUCAAAUAGAUCGCAUUGUGGAUACAGAUGACGAUGAUUCUUCCGGUAAUGAAAUCGAUCGUGUUGAUCACAUCUCACCUUCAGCUUCAAUGAAAGUAAAUAAUCUCAAUACGCGUGAAGGCAAUCUUAUUGAUAUUACAAGUGAGUCGGAGAAUCUGUCGCAAAAAACGAUGAACGAUGUAUGUAUGUUAGAUUAGAAUAUAUAAUUAAGAAAUUUAACAUUUUGCCAAGUAAUGUUAAUGAUUUUAUAUGGUACACAUUACGAUACAUUAGAUUAUCAAU
This is a messenger RNA of Anopheles nili, 1129 nucleotides long. RefSeq lists its product as uncharacterized. The record is from RefSeq and is a predicted model, not a curated record. The transcript has 2 exons. Bases 70 to 1044 code for a protein of 324 amino acids. Gene Ontology annotation, cellular component: cytosol. Lineage: Eukaryota; Metazoa; Arthropoda; Insecta; Diptera; Culicidae.